AUGGACUCUCUCAAGCUUCUCCAAGCUCUCGCCCUCCUCUUUGUCUUGACAUCUGCUGUGGCCACGUCGAGCGACGGGUCUGAUGUGUACGAGUGGGCUGCUGCCAACGGAGCGAACGUGAGCAAGGUGGUGCUGAGAGAUGACGGGGAAGCAGGUCCAAUCCUUCACGCGAAGGAAGACAUCGAGGCAGGCGAAGUGAUCCUCUCGCUGCCAGCGAACCUUCUCUUCCCUACACGUGUCUCCGAUCACUCUCCGGUCGUGCACAUGAUUGAGAACACAACCAUCGGAAGGAUCACCGCCAUCUGCUUGUACCUCAUCUCCGAGAGAGCUGACUCCAGCUCUCACUGGAAACCAUGGCUGCAGUCGCUCCCUCCUCGCUUCUUCCACGCGCUGUCCUACAGCGAGGACGACAUGCUUCACUUCCAGGCCUCGUCGUUCAAGGAGCUGCGAGACAGGAAGAAGAAGAACGUCCGACAAGAGUACGAGCAGACCGUCGCUCCUCUCCUCCACAAGCUCCCAGCCUUCGACCCUCUGCUCGCAGCAGUCGACAAGCCUCAAAAUGUGACGAGAGAAGACUUCACGUACGAGGCCUUCGAGUGGGCUUACUCGGUCGUGACCACUCGCGGCAUCUUUCCCGGGCUGCUGGGAGAGGAGGAGAGAGAGGGAGAGGUUCCACUGCUCGUCCUCGGCCCCCUCGCCGACAGCUUCAUCCAUGGCGCCAGCGGGGUCAAGAUCUCCUACGACGCCCAGGAGCAUCGCUGCGUCUUCUCUGCCCUGCACAAGGUGGCCAAGAACUCUCCCAUCUCCAUCGGCGUCGGUAUGUCCUCUAACAUGGAGCUGCUCGCCAACCGCGGAUUCAUGAUGCAGAACAACGGGAACAACUUCGUGCUGAUGAAGUUCCAGCUUGACAGGAACAGCGACAUGCACGCGAGCGCGAGAGAGUCGAUGAUGAAGCAGCUGAAUCUCUCCAACCCCAUGACGUACGUCGUCAGGUAUGGCGAGAUGCCGCAGGGCCUCCUCGCCAGCCUGCGCAUCCAAUCGCUCUCUCCUGUAGAGUUCGGGUCCUACGGCAAGGCUCUCGCUACCCCCGUGACGCUCGAGAACGAGUGGCGGGCAUAUCGGCUGCUCAUCUCCUCGUGCAACAGCAUCCUCGCCAUGUACCCCACGACCAUCGAGGAGGACGAGAUUGUGCUGACACAAACGAAGACGAGUAGACACCUGCGAGCUGCUGUCCUGCUAAGAAGAGAGGAGAAGUUGAUCUACGAGUCGAUCAAGACGUGGGCCAAUGACGCCUGGGCUUCCAUUCUGUACGCAUCCGCUGCUCCUGCCGACGGGUCUAGCUCCCAAUGA
This is a messenger RNA of Guillardia theta CCMP2712, 1350 nucleotides long. RefSeq lists its product as hypothetical. Lineage: Eukaryota; Cryptophyceae; Pyrenomonadales; Geminigeraceae. The record is from RefSeq and is a predicted model, not a curated record. Gene Ontology annotation, biological process: peptidyl-lysine monomethylation. Gene Ontology annotation, molecular function: protein-lysine N-methyltransferase activity. Bases 1 to 1350 code for a protein of 449 amino acids. The transcript is spliced from 4 exons.